UAUAAAUUGUGUGAAAACAUGUAUGAAAUUUAAUAUCAAUAAUAAAAACUGGAUAUUAAAUAGAUUUAAUAUAAAAUAUAAUUAUGGGUAUAGACGAACCUAAAGCUACCGGAGCUGUUGAAACCAAUCAUGUAGAGACAGGUGAUCGGUACGGGAAAUAUGGCGGUCCAGAGGGUCUGAAAAGUGUACAGAUAUUUACAGUCGAUGACAGCAAUAGAGACGAUCAGAAAAUGGUGGCCAAUUGGGAUGAAAUUGACAAAAUAUUUUCCGACAAUCCCGCGGUGGCCAACAAACCACUAAAAUUAGUGGUCAUAUGCGGCGCUCCGCGAAUCGGUAAAUCUACGUUUGCCAGUCUAUUGUAUCUAAACAAUGAGCCUAUCUAUCAAAAUAGUGAUAAUAAUGAUAAUAAUAAUAAUAAUACAAAAACUAUUACCAAAAUAUUUGAGACAUCGGGUAAAACAUUUCGGGCCAAUACUAAAGGUGUUUGGAUAACACCGGUUCCCAUACCUGUUAGGGAACGACCCGAUAGUGAUAUACUAUACAAUGUGUUUAUUGUUGACGUCGAGGGUAUAUUGGGUCCCAAUUCCGAUCAAUUUAUUUAUCAACAGUUAUAUGUAUUAUCAUCGAUGAUGUCCUCGCAUUUUAUCUAUUAUCUCAGACAUCCAUUCAAUGAAUAUCACGAACAAGUACUACAAUUGUACACAACAUUAGCCCAAACCGUACAGUCGUUAAACGAUAAGCUCAUACUAAUGGCCAGUAAUUUGAUUAAUCAACAGGAGUUUCGAUACGGACGGGUAGAUAGCGACAAAUAUGUGGAUAUUUUGAACAGCGAUUCAAACAUUAAUCUCACAAAAUUUACCAAAUAUUUUAAAUGCAUAGACUGCUAUCUGAUGCCCGAACCGGCUGAUCGUAUGCGCACCGGUAUGCUUAAAGAUAGCGAUACAUACUAUACCAGCGAUGAUGUCGGGCACAGUUAUCUUAAGUAUGUACACGAGUUUCGUCAGCUAAUAAUGGCCACCACCGCCAAUACUGGAGCUGACAAUGGCCUGAAAACAUCGACAACAACUGGACAGCCGAUAAAUGGUCGGGACUUUCAUCGGGCAUUGCGACCACUGUUCGACUUAAUUACUACUACCAAUCGAUUGGAAAAGUUACCGAACGAAAUGUCGUUAUUGGCGGCCGAUUUUGCCGACAAAUUGAUUCAACGAUUGAUUGAAAAAUAUCAGCAAUCGAUUGGCGAUUGUUAUGAACAAUAUAUGUAUAACGGUCUGGCCAUUGAUCUACUCGAUAGCCGUCACACGGAACUGGUCGGCCAAUUGCUGGACGAUUUAGUCCAUACUGAUAAUCCCUAUUGUCAUUGGUCUAAAUCGGCCGACGGUUUGGACAAUACGGCAGCAGUUGACAGCAGUAGACUUGAAUUAAUUGGCAAACUUGACAACCAAUACGAUAGGUUUGCCCGAAAUGCACGACUCUAUCGAAACUGUUUGAACUCGUAUACCGAUGCCAUCAGUAUUGGUAUCCGUCAAAUGAUCGGCCGGUUAGCCGUUAAUCCAAAACUUGAUGGUUUGAAUCGCGAGCUCCAGGACCUGAAUUCUGUACACAGUAAACGUGUGGACAGUUGGUUUAGGGAGCAAGCGUUGAAAGCCAAUCGACAACAACACGACAGUGACUACGAUUUUGGUCAAUUGCUGGACAAACAUAUAGACGGCUACUACGGUCUCAAUGAGUCGAAUCUAUUGGCAAUGGGAUCGGCUGUCUAUCGAUACGAGUCGGAGUUAUUGGCGACGAAAGCGUCAAAGGGCUGGUUGAAUGGUAUGCUUAACGGUUCUAAUCAAUGGAUACACGCGCACAAUGAGGUGAUUCGGCGUAUUGGACCCGAUUUUGCCCAACGAUUAGCUGCCAACAGUGCCAGAUAUGCCGAUAAGGUUUCGGUAGGCAUUCUGGCCAGUGAUGUCGACUAUUUGGUCGAAUUUAGUACUAUUAUAGCUAAACGUUUUGAUUCAAAUUCGGGUCUGAAUUGGGCACUAGAAAUCGGUUCCGAUUUGUUGGCCAGUAGUGUUAUAAUUGGUUUGGGCGCACUGGCUGUUCCCGAAAUGCUGGUCAUUGGCAUACCUUAUUCGGUAUAUGCUUGUAUUAAGUGGGCUCGAAAACCAACUAAACAAAAUUAAUUAAUUAAUCAAUUAACCUUGAACUAAUUAACUAACA
Oppia nitens is the source of this 2205-nucleotide messenger RNA. RefSeq lists its product as uncharacterized. Gene Ontology annotation, molecular function: GTP binding; GTPase activity. Lineage: Eukaryota; Metazoa; Arthropoda; Arachnida; Sarcoptiformes; Oppiidae. The coding region runs from base 84 to 2168 and encodes 694 amino acids. The record is from RefSeq and is a predicted model, not a curated record. The transcript is spliced from 2 exons.